Molecule: messenger RNA, 552 nt
Organism: Euleptes europaea (tarantolino)
Lineage: Eukaryota; Metazoa; Chordata; Lepidosauria; Squamata; Sphaerodactylidae
Gene: TMEM100
Product: transmembrane protein 100
Exons: 2
Coding region: 9-413 (134 amino acids)
Biological process (GO): cellular response to BMP stimulus
Source: RefSeq, a predicted model, not a curated record
GUUGCAAGAUGACUGACGAGCCCAUCAAGGAGAUCUUGGGAGGUUCCAAAUGUCCUCAGUGUGCUGCAGUGGAGAAGAGCAACAACAACGACUGCCGGGCAACUGCUGUCCCUUUAGUGAGUGAAUGCCAGCUCACAGCUGCCACGGGGGGUAACGAACUCUCCUGCUAUCGCUGCACGGUCCCUUUUGGCGUGGUGAUCCUCAUUGCCGGAGUGGUGGUCACAUCCGUGGCAUAUAGCUUCAACUCUCACGGGUCCAUAAUCUCUGUGCUUGGAUUGGUUGUCUUGUCAUCGGGACUUCUUUUGCUGGCGUCAAGUGCACUGUGCUGGAAAAUCAGGCAGAGAAGCAAGAAGGCAAAGAGGCGAGAAAGCCAAACCGUUCUCGUCGCAAAUCAGAGAAGUCUGUUUGCUUAAAAAAAUUAAAAACUCCAAACAAAAGGGAUGGAAGAGAGGAUGGAUUAUUAAAUGGACAUGCCUAUUUAUUUGCAGUUGGGUCGCAGGAUAUUUUUAUUCGUGGCUGAGUUGGUAUUAUAACGAUAUGAGUUAAAAGGCC